CGUGAUGUACCCCUAAAAUUAUUAUAGAAUACUUUAGAACAGAAUUCUAAAACAUCAAAUGAUUGAAAAUCACAGAAAAGCGACUGUACACAUAUGCUCAUAAAUAAUUGAUAGCAUCAGCCAUGGAACGAGCGUAUUUCCAAGCAGGGAGAUCCUCAACAACUAAAUUCACCGCAAAAGGUCUGACGAGCGACGAUGAAAGAAAUUAGCAUACUAAUCCUAUCUACUCCGCGGGAUUCUUUAAUACUUCUCUACCUACACCCUUAUACCUACAAUAGUCUUUCCCUCGUCCCGCGAGGACCCUUUAACUGAAAUUUAUCUUCUUAGCUUUUCUGUUCUUCGAGAAAAUUUUCAGCAAGACGAGACCAAGUGACAUCAAUUUUCACAAUAAUCGUGUAAUUCAUGGCGACGCAGAGGCUAAAAUCCUGACGACCCAUGGAUCUGAACUUCGUCCUACGUUUCAUCACUGCGUACUGCUCCAGGUCGUUGAGCAAUGGCUAACAGUUCACGAUCAACGACUUCUGCUGAUGAGCGAGCUUUGCAAAGAAGAGGCUACAUUCUUGGAGGGAAAAUAGGACAAGGCUCGUACGCAAAAGUUCGGUCCUGCACAUACGUUGUCGAUUCUCGGCAAGAAAUUCUAGCCUGCAAGAUAAUCGACCGCAGCAAAGCUCCGUCGGACUUCCUGGGCAAAUUUUUCCCCCGGGAGCUCGAUAUAAUUACAUGGCUUGACCAUCCACACGUGAUUCGGGUUCAUUCAAUUCUUGAGCGUCAAGAGAGAGUUUUCAUCUUCAUGCAAUAUUGCGAAAAUGGUGACUUGCUCGACUAUGUCAGGGAUCAUGGAGUCAUUAAGGAGCCUCAAGCCCGCGUUUGGUUUAAGCAAAUGUACGCCGGGCUAUCGUACCUUCAUUCUAGGAACAUUGCCCAUCGGGACCUGAAAUGCGAAAACGUGCUUCUGACACGACAUUGGAACGUAAAACUGGGUGAUUUCGGCUUCGCUCGCGCUGUGGUGGACCAAGAUGGUCGUCGCGUGCUGAGUGAAACUUACUGCGGAUCCGCUGCCUAUGCGGCUCCGGAAGUUGUUCGCGGAAACCCGUACAAUCCAAAAAUGUCCGAUAUCUGGUCGCUCGGGGUGAUACUUUACAUAAUGGUGAACGCUGCCAUGCCGUUUGAUGACAGUAACCUGAAGAAGAUGCUGAAGGAUCAACAAAGUCGUAAUUGGCAUCUGCGGAGCAAGGUCCGCGAUAAACUCGGCCCCGAGAUUAAGGAAAUGCUGAAUCAAAUACUGGAGCCAGACGUCACGCGGAGAAUCACCAUUGAUCGAAUCGGGCGACAUGUGUGGCUCCAGAAUCACCUCUCAUUCCCGAGAACUGACUCCCCUGAGAACAGAGACGUUCUCAUGGACAUAGUCCCCGAAGACGUAGGAACUCAAUCCUCGCGCAACAAAGGGGACCACAAGCGAAGUCCAGAGUCCUGCAAUUCAAAGCAAGUGAUGGAAUCUUUGGUCAGAGGCAGAGAAAGCUUCUUUGACAUCACUGCUGUCAGUGGACUGGAAAAAGUCGAGUAUGACAAUCCACUGGAAGACACUUGCUAUGCUGGGUUCGCGGAUGAAAAGCGCACGUUUGACCAGAUGCAAAACCGAUCAGGGUAUGAGUUCAUGGCUCGUCUGGAAAUGUGGCAUUUAGGCCGACUUGGCCCUUUGGUCUGUGGAGGUGCAAUCAUCUCUGAGAACUGGGUUCUGACUUCUGCCAGAUGUGCAAUAGAUGAGGCAACUGGGAUACCAGCAAGAACCAUAGAGGUCACUGUUGGUGAUCUCAAUUCCAGACAAGAAGAACCUGGGGAGCAGAAGAGAAAUGGAACUGCAAAAGUGCAUCCUUUGUUUGAUAGACAAACCUUGGAAUAUGACCUGGCCUUGAUUGAGCUUUCUUUGCCCCUGGUGUUUGGAAAUUCUUCAGGAUCUGUGGGACCUGUUACUAUUAGUUCCAAAUCUAGCCAAGACUCAGUCCCUGGGCAGCAAGUUGAAGCCAUUGGGUGGGGCCAGAUUGAUUCAUCUGUUCCAGUGAUGCCGACUGGUCUAAGAGCAGCUGAAAUGCAGGUUUACUCAACAGACAACUGCAGAAAGGAUUGGGAGGAUGUGGAAAUAAAGAACCUCACAGGAAUCAUUCCUAAGAUAGGUUUCUAUCAUGUCUGUUUAACUGGACCUGACAAAGGACAGCAGAUAAGGUCUGAUGUGGAUCAACAACAAUCAGCGACUGGGAUUUGCACUGGAGAUAUCGGUGGACCAAUCGUGACCAGGGAAGGGAACAAGACGUUUCUCAUCGGGAUUUCAUCCUUCAUGAAAAUCGCGCCCAUGCAACGGAAAGGUCUGCCACUGCCGGUAGAUGUUUGCGUCAAAAAAUACCCAGAUGUCGCUAUUAAAAAGAAAGAAGGAAAAGUGGUUUUCCUUGUGGGCAAAAUAUUGGCCUCUGAUUGGCUGAUUUUGUUGGAAUCGAAGACGAUGCUGUGCAUUGUCCUACAAUUCCUUUGGGACUUGUUUUUUGGUGCUGGUGGCUUGGCUGAUGCAAAGGACCAGUUUUUGAGAUGCAGCAGG
Messenger RNA from Notodromas monacha, 2587 nucleotides. The record is from the annotation of a GenBank genome assembly. NCBI's taxonomy places the organism in Eukaryota, Metazoa, Arthropoda, Ostracoda, Podocopida, Cyprididae.